Molecule: messenger RNA, 2000 nt
Organism: Symbiodinium necroappetens
Lineage: Eukaryota; Dinophyceae; Suessiales; Symbiodiniaceae
Source: the annotation of a GenBank genome assembly
AUGGGCGUACCUGGCUUCUAUCGGUGGGCAGUGCGCAGAGUACCUCAUCUGCGAGCAAAGAGCACCGGGCCCCCGUACGAGUUUGACAACCUGUACUUGGACUUCAACGGUGUCGUCCACACCUGUGUGAAUGACUGGACGCUUCAGGAGCAGGAGGACUACCUCUUCCAGCUCAUUGAGGCGCAACUCGCCGUGCUGUUAUCCCUGGUGACUCCCAAGGUUCUGCUUUAUGUCGCACUGGAUGGGGUGGCCCCAAGGGCGAAGAUGAACCAGCAGAGAUCAAGGCGUUUUCGGAAAGCCCAGGAGACGGAUUCGGAUGGUAUCGAUGCUGUCAUUGAUGUCUUCGAUCGGAACGCCAUCACACCUGGGACUCCUUUCAUGCAGCGCUUGUCGGAUCGGCUACGGCUCUGGGCCGCCUAUCAGGCUGCAGUGCCCGAUCUGCAAGGACUGAGCAUAGUCAUCUCUUGCGAUCGCGAUCCAGGCGAAGGCGAGCACAAAAUCAUGGAGGUGAUUCGGAGCCAUCCGGAGCACACCCACUGCCUUUGCAGCAAUGAUGCCGAUCUGGUGUUCCUCGGGCUGGUGUGUGAAUCCGAGCACGUGUACCUGCUGAGAACGAAGCCCAACUACGAGAAAAGGGUGCGCACCGGGCCAUCUCAGGAGGCCGCGGACGUUCAAGAGGCCCCAGACUCGGACGCCCUGCCGGUACCUGAGCCUGCAGCCUCAGCAGGGCCCAUGGCUGAGGACUAUGAGAUGCUGAGCAUCGUGGCGCUGCGCGCGUGGCUGUCCAGCCAGUUCCCGGACUGUCUACCGAAUCGACUGCUAGCCGACUUUGUGGCGAUGUGCUGCCUGGUUGGGAAUGACUUCCUGCCCCACAUAGCAGCUGUCGACAUCUACGAUGGCGGCCUGGACAAGCUCCUAGCAGCCUACUACCAGCUUAAGCCUGCAGUCAACGGGUAUUUGACCACAGCAGACCUCACCCUGGACUUGCCCCGAUGGCGUGGCUUGCUGGAGACGGUCGCACAGGAGGAAGCCGAGAUCCUCCUGGACAUGCUUGGCCUCGGCUGGGGUCCAAAGCAGCUGCCCUACCGCGGCCCUGGGCCCCCUUCCUCGAACUGGGACGGCUUGUCCGUGAUCGUAUCUCUUGUGCCGCGGAAGGCCACCGCAGCACAACUCUCGGCGGCAAUGUCAAAGCAGGGCUGCAUCGUGAAGAGCGUCCACCAACUGAAGCAGUCGCGAGGACCUUCUUCCUGGCUGGUUUGUUUCGCUGAACCGGCGUCUGCUGUCCGGACUUUGGUAGCCACCCGCCGCAUAGAGACCCAGCGCCUGCAGGUGACCUGGGCGGUACCGAGUGGCUUGCAGUUCGAAGAGUCGCCCCCAGAGCCGGCAGAGGCCGUGAACUGGCGGGAGGAGCUCAACCGGUCCGUCCGAGAGUCGUUCGAGUAUUGGCUUGGACCGGAGAAUCUUCCGAAUGAUGCAUUUCUUCGAAGACAUGUCCGCCAGCGGAGAGAUCGGUAUGUACCUCUGCGGGUCUUCGUCAUGUUCCGAAGACUGAGGGUUUGGAUGCAAGACCUAGCGCAGCUGGCGCAGGUCCUCGCGUCCUCGGAGCUGUUGGAAAUUUGGGGAGAAGGACGUCAAGCCUGGGUCCGCCACAAGGUCGACCACAGCCGACGUCCCGAUGAGUCAGAAGAUCAGGUUGAACGGCAAACUGCGUGCUUGGAGCUUCUUGCCGCUCGUCGAUGCGUUGAUGCAGUGUUGAUGCUGCGACCAGAAUACUACGCCCGAUAUGGGGGGCCUGUUGCGAGUGGUUCACCGUCAGCCGAUAACAUCGCAGCAGUCGAGCAUCAUCGAAGCGUCGCUUUCCUGACAGGGAUUGAGUGGGUGCUGCACUAUUACGUCCGGGGGUGCCGUUCCUGGUCGUGGUUCUAUCCUGCACACUACCCGCCGCUAUGUGCAGGUCUUGCGAGCGUGCAAGGGCCACUUCCAGCACCGCCCCUCGAUGC